GCUUGCAUUCAAAAUGGCGGAGAAAGAAGUUUCCGUUCCCCUCCCCCUCGCGACCAUCAAGGUCGAGGCCUUGGUGGUGAUGAAAAUCAUCAAGCACUGCUCUCAGACCUUCCCGACGACUGCGACCGGUUCGAUCGUUGGUAUGGACGCGGCUUCCGGCCUCGAGGUCACGAACUGUUUCCCUUUCCCCGUCGUCGAAGUGCCCGCGGAGUCGCACUUUGACAACGCCGCCGCCAACCCGGCCGCUGCCGCCCCUCGCGCGAAGGCCAACGCCGCCUACCAGGCCGAGAUGAUCCGCAUGCUUCGCGAGGUCAACGUGGAUGCGAACAACGUCGGAUGGUACACCAGCGCCAACAUGGGUAACUUCGUCAACAUGAACGUGAUCGAGAACCAAUUCUUUUACCAGAAGGAGAUGAACGAGAGGACGGUGGCUCUCGUGCACGACGUCAGCCGUAGCGCCCAGGGCAGCCUGAGCCUGCGGGCCUUCCGUCUGUCUCCUAAGUUCAUGACUGCCUUCAAGGAGAACAAGUUCACUUCCGAUGAGCUGCAAAAGUCCAACCUGAGAUUCCAGGACAUCUUCGUUGAACUCCCCGUGGAAAUCCACAACUCUCACCUGAUCACCUCUUUCCUCCACCAGCUUCAGUGCCCCAGCCAGUCGGCCCCCGCGGAUCUCCCCCCGUCUCUGGCCGCUCUGGAAUCCGGCCCGUUCAUCAAGGACAACGUGCUGGCGCCCAACUUCGACAACCUGGCCCUCAGCAUCGACCCUUUCCUCGAGAAGAACUGCGACCUUCUGCUCGACAGCAUCGAGACCCAUCACACCGAGACCAACAACUACCAGUACUACCAGCGGUCGCUUGCUCGGGAGCAGACCAAGAUCACGAAUUGGCAGAACAAGCGCAAGCAGGAGAACGCCAGCCGUGCGGCUCUGAAGCAGCCCCUGCUUCCCGAGGACGAGUGGCAGCGACUGUUCAAGCUUCCCCAGGAGCCCAGCCGCCUGGAGACCAUGCUGAACAGCCGACAGGUUGAGCAGUACGCCCGCCAGGUCGACAGCUUCGUCUCGGCCACGACGGGCAAGAUGUUCGCAGUCAAGGGCAACCUGCUGCCGGGAGAGACCGCCAAAUAGAGGAGGAAAGGACUGUUGGCGGAGAACGAUGUUUUUUGUCUGAAACCGAGGGGAUUCUGGGAACCGCAUGCAUGACCUUAACGGCGUAGGGAGGGAAAAUUUUGUAUCUGGCUGUUAAUAUGUUCCAGUGACGACUAGAGUUACGGGAUAUGACUUGAGUCUUCCUUCUUGAUGUUGCUUUUCUUUUUCUUUUCUUUUUGCUUUUUCUUUGUGAAUUUUUGACCUACGUAUGGCACUGACCUAUUUUCUUCUUCUCUUUCCUCUUUCCCUCCCGUCAUCUCUUAUAUCCAUGGCCGAGCCCUAAUGCGGCCGUUAGGGCACCCGCUGCACGUGAUGGCCUGAUGAGAUCAUUUCGUCGCAAUCGAUAACCGAUUAGAUAAGAUAUCAUGAAUAGAAUGGCCUCUGCCAUGACUUCAG
Messenger RNA from Aspergillus steynii IBT 23096, 1540 nucleotides. RefSeq names its product putative eukaryotic translation initiation factor 3 subunit EifCh. Bases 14 to 1123 code for a protein of 369 amino acids. Gene Ontology annotation, cellular component: cytosol; eukaryotic translation initiation factor 3 complex; cytoplasm. The record is from RefSeq and is a predicted model, not a curated record. The transcript is spliced from 4 exons. Gene Ontology annotation, molecular function: metallopeptidase activity; protein binding; translation initiation factor activity. Lineage: Eukaryota; Fungi; Ascomycota; Eurotiomycetes; Eurotiales; Aspergillaceae.